AUGGAUGACACUUGGGGCUCUGAGCUCUGGUUCCCCAACCUCAACUCCUCCUGCAGGCGUCUGCUGCGACCACGAUCUGAGACUCUUCUACUCUACACCCUAGUUGCAUCUGUCUCUGUGGUAAAUGUGACACUCAAUUUGCUCAUCAUCAUCUCCAUCUCCCACUUCCGGCAGCUCCACACCCCGACCAACACUCUGCUCCAGUCUCUGGCUGUGUGUGACCUGGCAGUGGGGCUGCUGGUGAUGCCUGUCGAAGGCGUCCGCUACACUGAGUCAUGUUGGCUGCUGGGGAGGAUCAUGUGUGCUUUGUCUACUUAUCUUUUUUACUUUUUGCUCUCUACUUCUUUGGGCCACAUGGUGCUCAUAUCCAUCGACCGUUAUCUGACUAUCUGCAAACCACUGAGCUACUCCUCUAAGGUCACUCUGACUAACGUUAAAAUUUGCAUCUGUCUCUGUUGGGCCUGUUCAAGUACCUACAACGGUUUAAUUUUACUAGACCACUUAGUGCAACCAGACAGAUACAGCUCCUGCCAUGGGGAGUGUGUGGUGGUCAUCAACCAGAUUGCCGGAACUAUUGACUUAUUUAUAAACUUUAUUGCGCCCUGUACUGUCAUGGUUGUGCUAUACACUAAAGUGUUCGCAGCUGCCGUUUCCCAGAUGCGUGUAAUUCAGUCACAGGCUGCUGCUACCAAGGCAAGAGCAGCUCCAACUGCUAGAACACCACAGAUAAAAGCAGCCAGGACUCUGGGGAUUCUGGUAUUUGUGUUUCUAAUGUGUUACUGCCCAUACUACUAUCCUAUUCUUGCAGGUGUGGAUACCUCCAGCAGCUUGUCCUAUUAUGUGUUAUUGGUUUGGAUGCAAAUAAUGAACUCUUGUUUAAACCCUCUGAUUUAUGCCAUAUUCUACCCCUGGUUUAGAAAAGCUAUCAAACUCAUUAUCACACUCAGAAUACUGCAGGAUAACUCCCGGGAGGUCAAGAUCCUGUAG
Molecule: messenger RNA, 987 nt
Organism: Monopterus albus (swamp eel)
Lineage: Eukaryota; Metazoa; Chordata; Actinopteri; Synbranchiformes; Synbranchidae
Product: trace amine-associated receptor 13c-like
Exons: 1
Coding region: 1-987 (328 amino acids)
Biological process (GO): G protein-coupled receptor signaling pathway
Cellular component (GO): membrane
Molecular function (GO): trace-amine receptor activity
Source: RefSeq, a predicted model, not a curated record